AUGAUCAGAAGCCGCCGAAGAAACCCCCGCCCAGUCAAAGACAAACGACUCAGGCCAGCCGGCCAACUUAUUCGUAACGAGCUCAGUAAAUUACUGGACAAAGACUUCAAGCCCAUUAAGAAACCCAAAGGAGGGCGCUCUGCGUCCUCUCACGUCUCGACCAGUCAGCCAGAAGAGGGUUCACAGGACCUCGCCAUAUCCUCAUCCUCUGCUAUCAAAGCCACCAAUCCCCUGUCUCCCGACCUGUUUGAAACCCCUUUCAUCGGAGCCGCCCAGUCUCUCGCAGUAGGGGAUCAGCCGCUCCCUCCCCUAACUUACGAUCCCAACGCCCUCGACCCGUCACUCCUGCUUCAGGAUUUUGAUGGAUAUAAUGCACCCAGCCCUGCACUUGUACCUCCCGCCAGCAUGUAUCCCGACGACCUAGAGGGCUAUGGCUAUCAGCCAUAUCAUCCCACCCAAGGCACCUUCGACACCAACCCCGAGACUGCUAAUGGGUUCGCCUACACCAACACUCCAUUAGCUGAGGUUUGGACUGCCCAAGGCCAGCAUGCCGUGGGCCCUUACUCUGUUCAGGCGCCAGCCAUGGCAAGUCCGCCCGCACCGGCCCAACCGCAGACCGUCAAGAUUUGGGGACCGAACAAGGGCUGGACAUCUCUCAACGCCGUCCUUGACUACAGCAGCCAGCACAGCUACCUCAUGGCCAGCGCUGCGAAGAAGGCUGGCUGGCAUAGCUUUAAUCCCAUGGCCCCUGAAUACAGCCACCAGGGCUCGACCCAAUAUGGCCUUGUAACUCCUACUCAUUGGAUCAACACUCUCAUCAAGGCCGAGGGCUUCCUCGGUUUCCCUCAAAGGAACGAGAACAUUUACAUCUUCCCAAAGGGCCAACACUGCCCGGCCAAUGUCGAUCUUAUCAUUGGCCAAAAGCUGUGGCCGGACGAAGCGGAGGGUUCUACCUCUGUUUUUGACGGGCUCGGAUUUUGA
Molecule: messenger RNA, 981 nt
Organism: Fusarium keratoplasticum
Lineage: Eukaryota; Fungi; Ascomycota; Sordariomycetes; Hypocreales; Nectriaceae
Exons: 1
Coding region: 1-981 (326 amino acids)
Source: RefSeq, a predicted model, not a curated record